This is a messenger RNA of Harpegnathos saltator (Jerdon's jumping ant), 1705 nucleotides long. Its product is annotated as mucin-2. Bases 330 to 1271 code for a protein of 313 amino acids. The transcript is spliced from 3 exons. The record is from RefSeq and is a predicted model, not a curated record. NCBI's taxonomy places the organism in Eukaryota, Metazoa, Arthropoda, Insecta, Hymenoptera, Formicidae.
AACAAACGACCAAACGAUUGUACGUGUCUUACCGCGACACGUGCGACGCUGGAUAUCAAGUUAGACACGUUGCAGAGCGGCGAGCCUUGUUGGAGGAGGUCAAGCCUCAUCGAGCCUCAUCGAAGGAUUCGAUGAGGAAUCGGGAUGUAAACAAGGUCCACCGGGUGGUUUAGCCAUCCGAUGCGAUUCCACGACCAGCUCGAUUCCCGAUAAAAUUGUGGCACUAACGAUGACUAUCGUCAUGCCAUCAUCAACAUCCGCCGUAGGACAUAUAAAGCCACACGCGCUUGCACACCCGCACGCAGAGUAGCCGUUCGUGCCGUCGGAAAAUGCGAUCACUGUGCGAUAUACCGCUGCUGCUGCUGCUGCUGCUGCUCUUCACCUGCCAGCUCGUCACGCCAACACCGAUCUUCGAUAGAGAUGGUGCGGGUUCCCACAGUAGAUAUCGAUCGGCUGGCUUCGGAGAGACGGUACGAGAUUGGUUCAGAAUGCUGAAGGACCGAAUCGUGGGGAAAUGGCACGAGUGGUUCGGCGACGAAACGUCAAGUCCGAGUUUUUCGCCGCAGGACAUUCUGAACAUUGACAAGACUUUGGAGAAACGGGUGCAGGGUUACCCAGGGCUCGUCUUGGAUUUGUGGGAUAAAUUGGACUGUGACUCGGAUGAGUGGGACUUCAAGUCUUGGUUGCCGUCAUUACCAUCAUUCCCGAACUUCGAUUGGCCUAAUAUACAUGGAUUCGAGGUGCCGAAAACUACGAUUGCCACGCCGAGGACCGAAUCAACCACAAUACAACGGCAAACGACCCCAACUGUAACUCGGACCGAACCAUCGAUCGUCACCACUACCACCAUUGGCACUACCGUGCCUAUAGAGGAAUCCAUAGCGACUUCUGCCGAAUCGACUCCACCUACCACUGCUACCCAGUUAACCACAGUAGCUUCCGCAGAGUCGACCGAAGAACUUUCAUCUUCCGACGAAUCCUCCGUAAUAAACGACGAAUCGACUGUCCUAACCACCGAAUCGAUCGCGACUACCGACGAGGGGGAGUCAGGUUUUCCAAUGUUCUCCACCAUUUUGACGCCUACUGAACCUACUGUGACCGCCAGCCAGGAAUCCACCGUAAUGCUUGUACUCGAAGAAGUAACUACUACCGAAUCACCCACAGACCUAACUCUACCUGCGCUUAAUAAACGAAUAGAGGACAACGAGACCAUCGAAAAACGUACGAAAACAAGGAAAAAUCGUCCAUCAUCCGUCGAGGUCGUAAUGUGAGCGCGUAAUUUUGAGAAAGUAGAUCGUAGAGUAGAUACGAGAAUGAAUCAAUGAUAGACGCACGGCGCAGUUUGGUAGGAAUAAAAAUUUUGUCAGAAAGCAACAAACACUCGAGAAAUGAAUGAUCAGGCGAAGAAGAUACAUGCGCGAGAAUUGGAUUAUGCAAAUUUAUUUUACUCGUAUGUAAAAUGUGUGUUGUAAGGAAGUUGGUUGAUAAAUUAAUAUUUAUCUUGUUAACAUUUAACCCUGAGAUAUCGUAUAGCCAUAUCUAAAUGAAAAUUUAUAUACAGAAUAAUAUGCCUUUAUGACGUAAACUUUAUUAUAAUUACAGGCAUUAAAAAUGUUAUAAUUUACAAUAAAUCUUACGUCGACGAUGGGGACCACACAAUCCUCACAAAAGUUUGUUGUAUUACUGAAAUAAAAAAGAAAUUGUU